Molecule: messenger RNA, 3768 nt
Organism: Penicillium brevicompactum
Lineage: Eukaryota; Fungi; Ascomycota; Eurotiomycetes; Eurotiales; Aspergillaceae
Product: GTPase-activating protein BUD2
Exons: 2
Coding region: 1-3768 (1255 amino acids)
Biological process (GO): regulation of GTPase activity
Source: RefSeq, a predicted model, not a curated record
AUGGAGCCUGAGAACCCGAACGCCUUCAAGCGGAGCUCGAUGCAUCAAGCGCUAUACAGUCGCCCAGUAGAACGACGUGCAAGCAAGAAGUCAUCAUCAAGAGAUAGGCAUGGUAUGGUCUACCCUGACAAUUUCCGAGAAACCACCAUUCGAACCGUGACACCAGAGUCCGCCAACCAUUCACCUUUGUCCGACAACGAGCCGCCAGUAGACCGCGUUGCUUCUUCACCUCACAGUAUCGCGCGUUCACGAACCACCGAGCCAGAGCGGAUCCGAAGCCUCAACAAGCAUUCAACCGGAGGAACCGAGGAAGACGGCCCAGGGGAAGGCAGGAGCCAAAGGGCGCGAUCGCGGACAACGACAGCCGAGGAGCAGCGGAACGACACCCCCAAUACCUUCAAAUCUCGAUCGCGCAUCGGAUCCAUCAACACGGCCAGUCCGUCUCAGCCAAAGGUUCCCGAAGACCCUUCAUCCUCAAUUGGGUUCCCAUCGAUACAAAAAUACUCCAGCCAGACGGUCCCUCGCAAUCGGUUUAGCAAGGCCACUGGUCUCGGAGCGAUCAACCAAGACUCAUUCGCAUCGCCCCUUUCAAGUACGGAAGCUACGAAGAUCCUCCAGUUAAUGAAGACAACCUGUGGCAGAAUGCAUGGAAUCCUGUCUUUUCGGUCCGCCCCGACCACUUCCUGGACAUCCGGGUACUGCGCCAUCAAUGUCGCCACUGGAAGCCUCAUCUACCAAGCCAAAGGAGAGCCAGCAUUGGCCAAGACUUUGAUUCCCGACUUGCGCGGUUGUCGAGUUCGGACGAUGUUUGACCCCGAACUGCAGACAACCUACCUGAGUGUCCACACCUUCACCUCCGGACUCGGAAUACAACUACGCCCCCAUGUUAACGAGACAUUUGAUUCUUGGCUUGCUGCUCUUCUAUGUUGGCAACCGAUUCGACCAAAAGGUGUUCAGAACAAAAUGACCAAACCCCAGGAAGUUGUGAUGGGAGACCGACGAAUCCCUGAGCGCCGGCGAAACUCUGAGAGCUCAGCACAGAAAGACGCAACGAUAAUCAAAGUUGGCAAGAUGCUUCUUUGGGACAAGCCAUCAGCUUCCGGUGCAAUGCCUGUGUCUGGACGUCGUGUCUCAACAUACAAACAGUCAAGGGCUCUUUCUUCCUCAUGGCAGAAAGUGAGCUGCACACUACAAGAAAACGGCCACUUUAAGCUUUACACAGAAUCCGAUGUAUCGCUCCUUGCAACUGUGCAUUUGUCCCAGCUAUCCCGCUGCGCGAUUCAACAGCUUGACUCUUCAGUAUUGGAUGACGAGUUUUGUAUCGCUAUCUAUCCUCAAUACGCUGCGCACCCGAUAACAGAAUCGAACCUGCGCCCCAUAUAUCUCGCCCUUGAGAGCCGCGUUCUCUUCGAGGUAUGGUUCGUAUUGCUGCGAGCUUUCACCAUCCCAGAGCUCUAUGGUCCUGCAUCCCAACUCCGCGAAGACCCCAACAAGACACCAGAAGCCGAAACCCCCGGAACGCCUUCGACUAAGGACAUGUUCCGAAUUGAGCGGUUUUUGAACCUGAAGGUUGUAGAGGCCAAGCUCUUCCGGACCAAAGAAGAAGGCACACCUCGAAGCCGCAAAGCAUCAAGAUCACAUGGCCAACCUUCCCCCUCUCCCAAGCUGAGUGAUUAUUACACAGAGGUUCUUCUCGACGGAGAAAUUCGUGGCAAGACUGCUGUCAAAUACCGCACUAUGAAUCCCUUCUGGCGAGAGGACUUCGUUUUCAACGACCUACCCCCGGUUCUCUCCCAGGCCUCUAUUCUCGUCAAAACCCUCAACCCAACACAGAAAGACUGGACCCUAAUUUCUCACGGAACAUAUGCCCCAAAUCAAGACAUGAACGCCUCCAACAUGCUCAAUGAAAUUGAGAUUUCGGCAAACGAUGCUGUUUCUGGACGCGUAGACUUACGACUGGAAGAAUUGGAUACAGGUGUGGACACCGAAAAAUGGUGGCCGAUCCUGGAUGAUCAAGAUCAACCGAUUGGCGAAAUGUUCAUGCGGGCCAGAAUGGAGGAAACAGUUGUCUUGAUGUCCGACGAGUACUCCGCGAUGUCGGAGCUGCUCCACAAUUUCACUAACGGGCUCACCAUCAACAUGGCGCAAUUGAUGUCAUCAGAGCUCAACCAACUCGCUGAAAUGCUGCUCAACAUCUACCAAGUUUCGGGAUCCACGGUGGAGUGGAUAUCGGCUUUGGUCGAAGAUGAAAUCGAUGGUGUGCACAAAGAGUCAACAACGAACCGACUGCGAUACACUACGAGGAUUCAUUCAAACAACUCACAGGAAACUGGCCAAGAGCGCGAGGUCCUCGUCCGAGACAUGGGGAGAACAGCCACCGUGGAGGCCAAUCUCCUGUUCCGUGGAAAUUCUCUCCUCACUAAGGCCCUUGAUCUCCACAUGCGUCGUCUAGGAAAGCAAUAUCUUGAAGACACAAUCGCGGAAAAACUGCGUGACAUCGAUGACAAUGAUCCCGAAUGUGAAGUCGAUCCAUCCCGCGUGCCACGCCAUGAAGACCUUGAACGCAACUGGCGGAACCUCACAGCUCUCACUACAAGUGUGUGGAAAUCCAUCGCAGGAUCUGCUUCGCGCUGUCCUCCAGAAUUGCGUCUCAUAUUCCGGCACGUGAGAGCAUGUGCAGAUGAUCGUUAUGGCGACUUCCUUCGGUCUGUGACAUACAGUAGCGUUUCGGGCUUCUUGUUUCUGCGCUUCUUCUGCCCGGCCAUUCUCAAUCCCAAGCUCUUUGGGCUUUUGAAGGAUCACCCCCGACCUCGGGCACAGCGUACCCUGACUCUAAUCGCCAAAGCAUUGCAGGGAUUAGCCAACAUGACAACAUUCGGCAACAAAGAGCCCUGGAUGGAGCCGAUGAACAAAUUUCUGGUCGGCCACCGUUCGGAUUUCAAGGACUUCGUCGACUCGGUCUGUGCAAUUCCCGCUGAUCGACCAGCCCCCAUCGUCACGCCCUCAUACACCACCCCCUUCCAGAUCCUCGGACGAUUGCCACCUACUUCGCGCGAGGGAUUCCCUAGCCUUCCAUUCAUCAUUGACCAUGCCCGUUCUUUUGCAAAUCUGAUUCGUGUUUGGCUUGACGUCGGCCCUGAACGAUUGAACGAAUUGCAUGAAGUGGAUAUCAACCUUUCAAAGUUCCACAAAGAAGCCCUCCAUCUACGAAAACGUACGGAGGAGUGUCUUACUCGUGCUGAGCAAGCCGAGCGGCCAAGCGGAACUUUGGAAAUCAAAUGGGAAGAGUUGGUAGACCAGAUGGAGCGAGCUGUGACCUUAUACGACGAAACCACAAGCAAGCCCAGUACUCCGGCACCAACAGACCCCUCAAUAGCUGGCUCUGCACCGACCCCGGGCAGUCACCGGAACUCCAUCGGCUUCUUUGCCCCCAGGCCUGCAAUCCCUCGGCGCUCUACUGACAACCCUCCUGACGCCGAGGACGAUACACCACCAAGUUCAUCAUCGGCUACUUGGGAUCAAAGUCGUAUUCCAUUUGCUAUACCCCGCUGGUCGGACCCGCGUGAUAGCACCGGGAGCUCCAAAAAUUCCUCAACCUACUCUUUGGAGUAUUCCGAGUCUUCCAAAACACGCAGAGCCAGCGUUAGCAAAGAAUCUUCAAGCAAGUACCGGUUCUUUGACUUUGUGCCUGCUCCAUCCCGACGCAAAGCCAAAGACCGUGAUCAAUCUCACAACCAGUCGCACGAAGACCUACGCAAUGAAUCUUGA